Triticum aestivum (bread wheat) is the source of this 999-nucleotide messenger RNA. RefSeq lists its product as uncharacterized. Bases 29 to 790 code for a protein of 253 amino acids. The record is from RefSeq and is a predicted model, not a curated record. NCBI's taxonomy places the organism in Eukaryota, Viridiplantae, Streptophyta, Magnoliopsida, Poales, Poaceae. The transcript has 2 exons.
AACAGGGGAGAGGGAGAGGGGGAGAGAGAUGGGGAAGGAGGCGCUGGACUACGUGCUGGUGCCUCUGGGGCUGGUGCUGAUGCUGGGAUACCACGGGUGGCUUCUCCUCCGUAUCCAGCGUCGCCCGGCGACCACCGUCAUCGGUGUCAACGCCAUCAACCGCCGCAUCUGGGUCCGCCACAUCAUGGAGGAGCCGUCCGGGAAGCACGCGGUGCUGGCGGUGCAGACGAUCCGGAACAACAUCAUGGCGUCGACGCUGCUGGCGUCCACGGCCAUCACACUCAGCUCGCUCAUCGCCGUGCUCAUGUCCGGCGGCGGCGGGGGAGGGCCAGGAGCUGGCGGCGGGGGCCUCCUCCCGGACGCGCCGCUGGUGGUGGGCGCCACGGGGGAGGCGGCUCUGUCGGCCAAGUUCUUCGCCAUCCUCGUCUGCUUCCUGGUGGCCUUCCUCCUCAACGUGCAGUCGAUCCGGUACUACAGCCACACCAGCACCCUGGUGAACGUCCCGAUCCGAGCACACCGCCUCCGCCGCCCGGGCCUUGCCGUGGACUACGUCACCGGCACGCUCAAUCGCGGCAGCUACUUCUGGUCGCUUGGCGUCCGGGCAUUCUACUUCUCCUGCCCGGUCUUCCUCUGGCUCUUCGGGCCCAUCCCCAUGUUCGCCGCCUGCGUCGUCAUGGUCUGCGUGCUCUAUUUCCUCGACGUGUGCGAGGACUGGGAGGAAGAAGAGGGCGUGAGUGGUGGUGAUGAGACGUCGGAACGAGGGAAGGAUGUAGGAGACACGCAAGUUUAGGUAGGUGGCUAGCUGGAAAUGCAAACUGAAGAAAUUAAUGGGCAGUCAGGUAAACUGGUUAUAGAUGGCUAGUGUCCUUUAUAAAUUACUCCCUCCGUCUCAUAAUGUAAACGUCUAGCAUUAUGGGACAGAGAGAGUAUAAGAUAACUAAUGAUAAUUUGAUGAGUUCGAAUUGUCACUUAAGAAAUUAAAAAAUUUGGCGUCUGAUU